Colletotrichum navitas is the source of this 516-nucleotide messenger RNA. RefSeq lists its product as uncharacterized. The annotation marks the transcript as partial. NCBI's taxonomy places the organism in Eukaryota, Fungi, Ascomycota, Sordariomycetes, Glomerellales, Glomerellaceae. The transcript has a single exon. Gene Ontology annotation, cellular component: nucleus. Gene Ontology annotation, molecular function: transcription coactivator activity. The record is from RefSeq and is a predicted model, not a curated record. Gene Ontology annotation, biological process: transcription by RNA polymerase II.
AGGGAGGCGGAAGCCGCCAAAAAGGCAGAAGCAGCUCGCAAGAAGGCCGAGAAGGAGGCCCUCCUAAAAGAGGAGGAGGCCAACACGCCGGGUCGGGCGGGUCCGAAGAACGCCAAGACAGCCGUCAAGAAGACACGCGGGUUAGACCUGUCGCAGCUCGACGACGAUCGCAGCGGCGGCUCGCUCGGAGCCCUCAACGCCACGGGUAUCGACAACGCGCUCGAUGCCCUCUCCCUGACGACUUCCGACGCCGCCAAGGUCGACAGACACCCCGAGCGACGGUUCAAGGCGGCGUACGCGGCCUUUGAGGAGCGUCGCCUCAAGGAGAUGGACAACGACGGCACCGGUCAGGGCCUGCGUCUGCAGCAGAGGAAGGACAAGAUCAGGAAGGAGUUUGAGAAGAGCCCGGAGAACCCUUUCAACCAAGUGACCGCAAGGUUCGACGCCACCAAGGAGGAGCUGGCCGAAAUCAAACAGAAGGAGAAGAGCAAGAUCGAGGCCAGACUUGGGAAAUAG